UUCUAUAGCCUACACUAAAAGUGUCACAUUAAGCAGAGUCACUUCAAAUGAGUUCUACCUGUGUCCCGUCCCAAUUACACCACCCCCCGCCCCCCCGGACCACUCAUGGGGCUCGUGCUUAUAUCGGUAACCGGCUGCUGUGGACUCAUUAAUCCGGUAACCGAGUCCUGAGCUCGCAGUGUGGUGUUUAUCCACCGAGAUGCAUCUGCAUGUUAAUAUCUUUACACGGGUUUAAUCCUCCUCGCGGUUGCACAGGCGCACGCAAGGACGCGCGCGCUUCUCUGUCAGGCGUCAGCUGUACACGCGCGCACGAGGCGCCCGCGCUUGUUUUCCUUCCCGCUCGCGCCUGUAGCGUGCACCUCACACCGGAGACGGUUUGCGAUCACAAAGACGCAUGAUCAGACCGAAAACCUUCAUGCUGCCAUUAUGGGUUGUGGCGCCUCAGUAGCCACUGAGAACCAAGGAGGGCCGUCGGAAAUCGAUUUGAUGGUCAAGCCGUCCAGCCCAGUACUGACAAUAAAAGCUGCCAUACUGAUCCAGCGCUGGUACCGGCGUUACAUUGCCCGACUGGAGAUCAGGAGACGGUACACUUGGAACAUCUUCCAGUCCAUAGAGUACGCCGGAGAACAGGACCAGUUAAAGCUUUCCAGUUUCUUCAGCUUCAUGUUGGAUAACGUCACACAGCUGAGUGGGAACGAACCAGAUCUGAUCUCUCACCUGCUGGAUCCGGCGGUAGACCCUGUAACGGAGGAAGUCAGACAGUAUAAGUACGAGCAGAUCACGGUUCCCGAGUCAUACAGCGGCCCUCGCCUCUCCUUCCCCCUGAAUGUCACCGAUACCAACACCCUGCUCAGCGCCUUCAAGGAGCAACAGAUUCUCCAUGCCAAAUACGUGCUGCAGUUGCUUCAUGAGACGCAGAAGUUUCUACAGCAGAUGCCAAACGUCAUUUACCUGUCGUCGUCCUACGCCAAGGAAAUCACAAUCUGCGGUGACCUUCAUGGAAGACUAGAUGAUUUGCUCCUUAUAUUCUAUAAGAAUGGUCUGCCAUCUGCUGAGAACCCCUACAUAUUCAACGGGGACUUUGUGGACCGUGGCAAGAAGUCCAUGGAAAUUAUCAUCAUCCUAUUUGCAUUUCUGCUCCUCUACCCAGAUCACAUGCACCUCAACCGAGGCAACCAUGAGGAUCACAUCAUGAACCUGAGAUAUGGCUUUACAAAAGAAGUAAUGCAGAAGUACAAGACCCACGGGAGAGAAAUCCUCCAGCUCCUUCAGGAUGUGUUCAGCCUGCUCCCAAUUGCUACCAUAAUUGACAACAAAGUCCUCAUUGUUCACGGCGGCAUCUCAGAUGAAACCGACUUGGACUUUCUAAGCACUGUCGAAAGACACAAGGUAAAGUCAGCUUUGCGGCUGCCCAAGUGCGGUCUGGAUCACAUGCGUGCCUGCAGUGCCAGCAGUGGCAAGGGGAAGCGCAAGUGUAAGAGUCGCCUCACCUGGCAGAGCAGCAGCUCCUCUUCCUCCUCGUCCUCUUCUUCCUCCUCCUCAUUGUGCUCUCCCCGGGGAUCGCGGCGUGCUCCCCCAUCCCCCAAACUCCCAAGCCCUGCUGACAUACUGCAAGUUCCCUUCCUCGACUCCAUAGUGUCCCUUGCUCUGCCUGAGGCACCCAGAGAAGAGCUGGAGUGGAAGCAGAUCGUGGACGUGUUGUGGAGUGACCCAAAGAGCCAGAACGGAUGCAGUCCGAACUUGUUCCGUGGCGGAGGAUGCUACUUCGGGCCUGAUGUUACACGGAGGCUCCUGGAAAAGCACGGCAUGUGCCUACUUAUCCGAUCACACGAGUGCAAGCAGGAGGGCUAUGAGCUUUGCCAUGAUGGACAGGUAAUCACUAUUUUCUCAGCAUCUAACUACUACGAGGAGGGCAGUAAUCGUGGUGCAUACAUUAAGCUGGGUCCAGAUCUGAUCCCACGCUUCUUCCAGUACCAAGUGAGCCGCAGCACCAGGAAGCUUACUCUGCAACAGAGAGUCAGUGUGGCUGAAAGCUCAGCUCUAAAGGCUCUGCAGGAGAAGCUGUUCGCCCGUCGCUCUGAACUCAUGGCUGCCUUUCAGCAGCAUGAUCUCUACAACACAGGCAGGAUCUCCACCAAUGAAUGGGCUCAAGUAGUGGAAUCAGUGCUGAGGCUGGAUCUUCCAUGGCGUACUUUGAGACCACAUCUUGUGCGCCUGGCCUCCGAUGGGAACGUAGAAUACGAGUCAUGCUUUGAAAACAUUGGUCCGGGGCAACCCAUGCCGCAGGUAGCACCAAACUUAGCAGAAACACUGUACAGGUACCGAACUGACCUUGAGAUCAUCUUCAACAUCAUCGACAAGGACCAUUCGGGUCAGAUUUCCAUCGAGGAGUUCCGCCAAACAUGGAACCUGUUCAGUUCUCACUUGGGUGUGGAUGUGGACGACCGAGCCAUUGACGACAUGGCACGCAGCAUCGAUUUCAACAAGGAUGGCAGCAUCGACUUCAACGAGUUCCUCGAGGCCUUCCGGGUCGUCCAUAAGCUGGACGUGAAGGAGCAGCAGCAAGGCUGACACACCUAUUCACAUAAGACGAGAAAAUAUUAAUGCAAUGUUAAUCAAUAGCGCAGAUAAUGAUCGAUACGAAAUGAAUGGAUACGAACGUCUGCAUUCUCAUUCAUUCGAAUUUACUGGCAGAGGAUUAUAAUAAUUGCACUUAAUUGAAAAUUGGACUGAAAAACGCGGUCUUAUAUAUGCAUAGUCGGCAAGCAUUGAUAUGUCUGCUUAUUUAGGUUUGAGUUCAUUCUCUUUAUAUUUACAGUAUAAUCUAGUUGAAAAUACAGACGUGAAACAAGCCAUAGCACAGCACUGUGCUGCUACUUGAUACAACGAUGAAAUGAUGGAUAAUUAGUGGAUAUCGAUGGAGGAAUUAUACUUGUAUAUGUAUAUCUGUUGUACUACGGACUGCCAACGACAUAUUAAGGUCAUUGUGUCGCGUUCAAACCUGAUUUUAAACUAAUGCUAAGAUCUGUACACACAAAACUUAAACAAGGCAUGAAACGGACUCGUGUACGAAGGUGUAGUUUGCCUAUUACGGCUGCGUAUCUUUUCCUUCCGAGAAAAUACAUUCUCGAUACCUGAAGAAUAAUUUGAUGUAUGCGAGAUUUAAGGCAGCCCAUAAAUCACAAUUAAGUACAAUUAUACAAGAGCUGAUCAUUUGAUCAUUUGAUACGAUGUGAUUCAGUGUCGUCGUUAGAUGUGUCAAGUUCAGCUGAACUUUGCCUGGAUCGGACCGUUUCCUCUCUGUGCCGGGACUGGCUGUAGCCGUAUGUCAUUUUGGUGUAAAAACUACUUAAUAAAAACAUUUUUAUUCAAAUUUUUAAAAUGAUCUUUAAGCUUUGUGCACUGUUUUACACAUUUAACUUGGCUGGGAGAGAACAGCACCAUAAUAAGAACAUUUUAUCAAAUAAAUUGCAGGUUUCUGUGAUGUACUAAGUUGUAUUUAUUUAUUUAUUUGUUUGUUUUUCUUACGUCGGC
This is a messenger RNA of Ictalurus punctatus (channel catfish), 3534 nucleotides long. RefSeq names its product protein phosphatase, EF-hand calcium binding domain 1 (gene ppef1). NCBI's taxonomy places the organism in Eukaryota, Metazoa, Chordata, Actinopteri, Siluriformes, Ictaluridae. The transcript is spliced from 18 exons. Gene Ontology annotation, cellular component: nucleus; cytosol. Gene Ontology annotation, biological process: detection of stimulus involved in sensory perception. The record is from RefSeq and is a predicted model, not a curated record. Bases 427 to 2571 code for a protein of 714 amino acids. Gene Ontology annotation, molecular function: iron ion binding; manganese ion binding; protein serine/threonine phosphatase activity.